AUUUGUGGCGUGUCUCCACAGAUUAGAAGUGAAACGAUUUGGGAUCGUGUUUUGAGUGCCUUCUGUGAGUAAGAGAAAAUGGACGCGAGCGCUGCGAACCAGGACAGCGUGCCGCUCGGGUCUCCUUCAGUUCCGCCAGUGUCUCGUGACAACCGCGCCGAAUUCGCCGUCAGCUGCGGCGACUUCAAAACUCGUCUUGCCUCGGCAUUGGACUCAAUUUGGGAAACCGAAGACUUCGUUGACGUGACGCUGGCUUGCGAAGGCCGACGAUUGAAAGCUCAUCGUUUGGUGCUUUCAAUGGGGUCGGCCUACUUCAAGAGCAUCUUACGCGAUUGCGACGCGCGGUCGCAGCACCCCGUCAUAUUCUUCCGUGACAUUUCGUUUGCCGAUUUGAAGUCUGUCGUGGACUUCUUGUAUACUGGUUGUGUGACGGUGCGCGAUUGCAAUGUAUCCAGUUUCUUCAAAACGGCCCAGAGUCUGAGAGUAGAUGGGCUGACAUUUGUGCAACGAGAGCGGAAACCUCAGGACGAUGACGAACCCUUGUCUCUUUGUGUUGAUAGUCGAGGAGGAGUGAACUCCGUGUCAAAACGAGAAUAUGCGGAGGACGAGGAGGAGCCUCUUUGUAUGACGUACGAACCGCCUCCAGAGAAGAAAUCGAAACCGUGUACGAGCAACGGAGAGAUGUUUGGUGCCGGAGGACUGGUUGACUUCCAGCAAUUGGACGGGAUGUUCAAUAAGAUGGCGUCGUUUUGCGCUGACGGGUUUGAUUCCGGCCCCCAAGCCUUUUCCAGAUUCCAUCACGGUAAAGAAGAGAUGAGUGGUUUGAGCGAAGAACAGGCAUGGGAUCUCAACUACCGGUCAUCCGCGGAGACGAAUUCUGAUUCCGUUACUGAUCUAAGCAAUGGAGGAGCUCAACAGGUUGUUCAGCACGAGUGUAUCACUGCAGAUGAGGAGCAGCAAAUUGAAGUCGAGCCUCUUCCACUACAUCACAGUAAUACCCCGGUGACCACAACGUCUGCUUCGAAUGCAAUUUUACCGGUCAUAUCGUUGGAUUUGACGGAUGACGGGGCAGGGAUCGUGGCUUCGUCCCCAACCUCGGAGAUGAAUCUAACGAUGAAACGUGAAGACGCGAGUAAUGGACAUUCGGACGCCGCUGGAUCCGCCAGUAGUGACCAAGAGCUUUCUCAAGAUCAAACAAGUAAUUGUUCCGGGAAAGGAAAAGAGGUGACGUGCGGACAGUGCGGAAAGGCGUACGUGAACAUCAGGUCGUUACAAAUGCAUCGGAAAGUUCACACGGGAGAGACGACGUGUCCAAUAUGCCACAAAAUAAUGAACCGGACGAGUGACAUUAAACGACAUAUUCAAAUGGUGCACUAUGCGAACAAGUGCGGCGGGUCUGGUGCCGUUUCUCCGCUGGACAAUCGUCUGAAAUACUGAUCUCGACCGGUCUUCUCAUGUAGCCUAUAUAAUCUUUCAUAGAGUUGAGUUCGUUCGACUGUAGUUUUGAAAUUUGACUUCAUGAAUAAGGUUUUAAUCAAGACAACUUUCCAAUGACAAUACGAGGAAGGAAAAAAAGAAUUUAUCGUUUAUCAAAGAACGAAAAGUUAUAUCUUAGAAGUGAAGGGAUUCGGAAGGCGGCAGUGAUUUAUGUUAAACGCAGAAUAAUCAUGAACGUUCUUGCCUUGCUCAACUGAACUCGCUCUAUGAAAAAUGGCAUGAUGGAAUCUCGCAGAAUAGCUUUCGAAUUCGCACUAGGGAUCAUAUAGUGCAUGAAAUGUUUUUGAAAUUUGAGGUUUUACGUCGCCCUUGCUUGCGAGCCGGUUUUUUUAUAUGAGGCUUGGCAACGUUGUUCCGUCUCCUUGUAUUUAUCCAUUUACGAGGCUUUCAUUGAUCUUUCGCCUGCUGAUGUUUUCGGCCAGCUGAUCCUGGACGAGAUUAAUCGUUUUGCUAUUGAUCGAGAUGAAAAAGAAUUUUAUGCAUUUCAAGAGCAAUUAAGGUUUAAAGAUAAAGACUUGUUCCCCUACAGCUGUAUUGGAAUUAUCUUUUUUCUUUGACCAUAAUUUGUGCUCUUUUCACGAAUUGUUUCCAAUUUGGCGAUGUACAAUAACAAAUUUAAUUAAGUUUUCUUCUGUAAUCGUUCAUUACGAAUUUCCUGAUGAUGUUUAAUUCAUUACUAGAAGUGACAGCGAGUGGAAGUUCAGUGAAAGCUACAUUUUUUUCAUUCAUUCAGCAGUGUGAUAUUGUUUCUAGAAGAACCCUUCUUGGGUUCAGGGUGCUGAGUUCUUAGUGGAAAGAAAAAUGAGAACGUGUUUUUUUCGGCGGUGAUUUUGUACAGCGUUCGGCAAUAGCCUCACGAUCGAAGGGGAAGUUGUUCCUUGAGGCGAGGCCUGUAUUUCUAGUCGAUUUUUUUUUUUUCGGAUGGGCCAUUGUCGCUCCAGGGAGAAAAAAUCUUGUAGUGUAUGCAAACCGUGGUUGGGCUUGUGGAAGAUGUGACAUCUUUCGGAGAGAGAGAUGAUUGUGAUAUGGGAAGAUGGACGGAUAGUUAUCGUCCUGGAUUGUUGGCUCAGGACCUCGGGCUGAACCGUUCUGUUCUUAUUCAAUGGGGACAAUUUUUUUCAAUUUUUUCUGUAAUGUUUUCAUCAGGCGGAUCGAAGCCGACAGUUUCAAUAAAAUACUGUAAUUGAAGUAUUUUUUAGCGCGGCCUUGACGUGUAGCUCUUGUGGCAUAUGUUCGGAAAUUCACAUUUUGGAUGACCCAUCAAGUUCAGUGUUCAUUCACAAUGCUGAUGUUCACUUCAUCGUCGAUUCGAGUACAUUUUUUUUUUCAUGAGUACAUUCCGUGAUUUUUCUCUUCUUGCACAAUUUUGUGAAUCGGCUGCGGGGGAGAAAAUUAUUUGUUGACUUGAUUUUCUUUGCGUGGAAGAUUUUAGUGCGCUGCGAUGCAAUCUUGGGGAAUCUAUUGGUGAUUUCUUCUGGAAACAGUGCUAUGAACAGCAAAAAAAAACCUGGUGGAAAUUUCCAAGGUUCUAUGAUUGGAUGUAGACGCAGUCCCGGAUUAGGGAAUUAGAGAGCUCACGAGUUCGGCAUUGUUUUUUUCUGCGGUUUCAGCCCGAGUGUACUUUAGAAGAUGACCUCGCUGCAGUCUUGCAUCGAACUUACUCAAAUGCAACGAAAAAUGUUCAGAGUCUCCCAAACUAUAGCGAGAAGCAAUCGCGAUUUUUUGUGUCAUUUGUCUUCUUUCUCACGGUCAAUAAGAUUCGGAUGAACGAUGGAAAGUAUUUCCAGCUG
Molecule: messenger RNA, 3287 nt
Organism: Notodromas monacha
Lineage: Eukaryota; Metazoa; Arthropoda; Ostracoda; Podocopida; Cyprididae
Source: the annotation of a GenBank genome assembly